GAAGACGUAUAUCUCCAAUCGAACGUCUCAAAUUCUUGACCUAGUGGGAUCAGCCACUUGGCGACACGUAGCCAGUGCUGACAAUCCUGCUGAUCUAGGUACAAGAGGGUGCAAACCUCUGCACCUUGCCACCACCACCCUCUGGUGGAAUGGCCCCCGAUGGUUAACAGAAUCUCCCGAUUCUUGGCCACAAUCGCCCAUGCGCAACAUUAUUGCCCCAGAAAGUCGAAAAAUCGACUCCUUUCACACAACAUUGGAUGAUACUGUCAUCCUUGAGAGAUUUUCAUCUUACCCCCGAGCCCUCAGGGUAAUCGCUUACAUGUUCAAAUUCAUCGAGCGACUCAAACUUAGAAUUAAGGGAAUACGCACCGUAUAUCCCCAAGGCGAUACAGUGACGCACCUAGACUUACAAAAAGCAAAGGUCGCUCUUAUCGCAUCUACUCAAGCGCGCUACUUCAGCCAAGAGAUAUCGUAACUAGGAGAAUCGAAGCCAAUUGACAAAAAGAGCUCACUCUUAGUACUAAACCCAUUCAUAGAUACGAAGGGUCUACUUCGUGCAAAUGGUCGGCUUGCCAAUUCAAGCCUAACGUAUAACGAACGUCAUCCCAUUGUUAUACCAGAGAGAUCGCAACUUGCCACAUUAUAUCUCAAUUAUGUCCACGUACUAUUAUUACACGCAGAACACCGCCUCAUGCAACAAAUAGUCCGCCAAGAGUUUUAUAUCCCAAGACUCAAGCCAAAGAUAAAGAAAUGCAUUUUUUCGUGCAAGAUCUGCACUAUGCAAAAACAAAAGAUGCGAACACAGAUUAUGGCAGCACUUCCACCGGAACGCUGCAACUUUGCUCUGCCCUUCACUAUCACAGGUGUCGAUUUUGCUGGACCUUUUCAAAUAAAGGCGUCCAUGCUAAGGUCUCCCACACUGAUGAAAGGCUACGUGGCUGUAUUUGUCUGUUUUACGACAAAAGCAGUACACCUCGAGCUAUGUAGUAAUCUGACAAAAGAGGCUUUCCUCGCGGCAUUUGCUCGCUUCGUCGGACGACGUGGUUUUCCGUCAAAGCUCAUGAGCGACAACGGCAAGACAUUUAUAGGAGCUCAAAGAGCCACUGAAAAACAGUUCGUGGACUUUAUCAACCAAGUUUCCCCUGAAAUUGUACAAAAGUACGCUCCCCAAGGCAUUAACUGGCAGUUCAUCCCUCCAAGCGCUCCUCAUAUGGGUGGUUUAUGGGAAUCAGCGGUAAAAAGCUUUAAAUCCCACUUUAAAAAAGUAGCUGGAAACUACAAAUUUAACUUCGAAGAAUUCACAACAUUAUUAAUUCGUAUUGAAGCCGUUCUCAAUUCACGGCCAUUGACGACACUCUCGCAAGAUCCCUCAGAUCUAACAGCUCUUACACCAGGGCACUUUCUCAAAGGAGCACCCAUUCUGGCCAUACCUGAGCCAGGCGUGGAGUCGCUAUCCUUACUAAACAGAUGGGAAAGAAUUAAAAUUCUCCAUCAUAAUUUCAGCCGCCGAUGGAAGGAGGAGUAUAUAAAGGACCUUCACAAAAGGUACCGCUGGAAAACUCCCGAAAAGGCGCCAAAGCUUGGAGACUUUGUCCUAAUACACGAUGAUUGUCUCCCCCUACAGAAUGGCGGCUUGGUCGCAUAGAGAAGCUUCAUCACGGCUCCGAUGGUCAUAUCCGAGUAGUUGACCUCCGUACGCAAAACGGAACGCUGACCAGACCGCUCGUUAAACUGAGCUUCCUACCAACCGCAGAUAAUAGCGAAAAUGCGCGUAAUGAACAAUCCGUACAAUCCGUACAAUAAUACCGACACGCAGAAAACGAAACAUCCGUUAAUAACUAAAACCGAAAUCAAUCGCGCAUAUGAUAAAUCAAAAAGAUAUUGAAAAAUAAUGGGUAGAUUAGUAAACUC
This is a messenger RNA of Bactrocera dorsalis (oriental fruit fly), 1911 nucleotides long. RefSeq lists its product as uncharacterized. The record is from RefSeq and is a predicted model, not a curated record. Gene Ontology annotation, molecular function: nucleic acid binding. Gene Ontology annotation, biological process: DNA integration. Lineage: Eukaryota; Metazoa; Arthropoda; Insecta; Diptera; Tephritidae. The transcript has a single exon. Bases 692 to 1645 code for a protein of 317 amino acids.